AUGGAGUCAAGUGAAGAAAAUCUACAAAAAAGAAAUGCAGAUUUGGCAGAAAUAGAGAAUGGUUCAGGAUCAGAAGAAGAAUGUGCAACAAAUAGUUCUAAUCGAAAUUCUUCAGCUAAGAAAAAAUCUAGACCGUUUGCUGAGAUAUGGGAUUAUUAUAUUAAGGGAGUAGGAAAAAGUAACGGCCACUAUGAAGCUAUUUGUUAUUAUUGCGUCCCUAAAAAAUCUUGGGCAAGAGGAAAACCAGCAGUAUUAGAAGCGCAUUUGGCAAAUGAAUGCCCUAAUUGUCCCGAAACUAUUUCACGAUAUUGGUGA
This is a messenger RNA of Racocetra persica, 315 nucleotides long. Lineage: Eukaryota; Fungi; Glomeromycota; Glomeromycetes; Diversisporales; Gigasporaceae. The record is from the annotation of a GenBank genome assembly.